GGGGACGACUUAAGAGUGGGCAACUAAAUCAAAAGCGCGUGUGGAAUUUUUGUUGCGCUGGUAUCAAGCCAGAGUGCAUUGCGAGCUACAAUCACCCUGGAAACAACGAUGGGCAUAACUUGGCUGCGCCGAAGCAGUUCCGCUCAAAGGAGAUUACAAAGAGCAGUGUGGUGGAUGACAUGGUGGCGUCGAAUAAAUUGCUCUAUCCUCCUGGCAGCAAGGGACCUGACCACUGUAUUGUCAUCAAGUACAUGCCAUACGUGGGCGACAGCAAGCGUGCCAUGGAUGAGUACACGUUUUCUAUAUUUAUGGGUGGGUCACAAACGGUGGUGCUGCACAACACGUGUCAAGACUCUCUGUUGGCAGCGCCGCUUAUUAUUGAUCUUGUGGUCUUGACGGAGCUAAUGGAACGAGUCUUUGUAAAGAUAGAAGAUGGGGAAUGUGAGGAAUGUGAUGACACUUCGGAGUCAUCGUAUGUACAAAUGGAUACAGUGCUGUCGAUUUUGUCGUAUCUCCUAAAGGCGCCAUGUGUACCCGAGGGCACACCCGUGGUGAAUGCAUUGAAUCGGCAGAAACAAGCCAUUGAUAAUUUGCUACGCGCUCUUGUGGGUCUUCCGCCGGAUAACAACAUGCUGCUGGAGUGCAGCCUCCCUUCCUUGCGCGGCAUGAGUCAACAGUAA
This is a messenger RNA of Trypanosoma cruzi, 680 nucleotides long. Its product is annotated as myo-inositol-1-phosphate synthase, putative. Gene Ontology annotation, molecular function: inositol-3-phosphate synthase activity. Gene Ontology annotation, biological process: phospholipid biosynthetic process; inositol biosynthetic process. The record is from RefSeq and is a predicted model, not a curated record. The annotation marks the transcript as partial. Lineage: Eukaryota; Euglenozoa; Kinetoplastea; Trypanosomatida; Trypanosomatidae. Gene Ontology annotation, cellular component: cytoplasm. The transcript has a single exon.